This is a messenger RNA of Medicago truncatula (barrel medic), 2594 nucleotides long. Its product is annotated as pentatricopeptide repeat-containing protein At3g26540. Gene Ontology annotation, biological process: RNA modification. NCBI's taxonomy places the organism in Eukaryota, Viridiplantae, Streptophyta, Magnoliopsida, Fabales, Fabaceae. Bases 92 to 2230 code for a protein of 712 amino acids. The record is from RefSeq and is a predicted model, not a curated record. The transcript has a single exon. Gene Ontology annotation, molecular function: RNA binding; protein binding.
UUUUUUAGGUCAAAACACGUACAAAUAGAAGGUCAAAGAUUCGUCAUUGGUGAAAAAAUUGUACAUUUUUGUUUGUUAAAACUACCCAUCUAUGAGUGAUCGCCGAUUACCCAUUCGUUCCUAUGGCAGUAAAAUGUCGCUGCUUCUGCGUCGAACCAACUCCCCCACCACGAACCACCACCACCCACCCACCACCACCACCAUCACCUUCACCACCGCCACCCAAGUUGAAGUAAUCCAAUCAAUCCUCAACUGUCUAAAAUCUGGCCACAUCCAAAAAGCCGCAUCCAUUCUCUUUGACUUCCCACUACCCUUCCCUCACUCUCUCUACGCCCAUUUCUUCCGUCACUGUCGCUCCCCAAAAUCCAUCGCCGCUGCCCAUAAAGUCGAGUUCCACUUAGUUGCCACCACUCGCAAUCCACCUAUAUUCCUCCGCAACCGUGCACUUGAAGCUUAUGCGAAAUGCUCCUCUCUUCAUGAUGCACAGGAACUGUUUGAUGAAAUGCCUCAACGAGAUGGUGGGUCAUGGAAUGCUUUGAUUACUGCUUAUUCUCGAUUGCGGUAUCCAGAUGAAGCGAUUUCUUUGUUUCUUUGGAUGAAUAAGGAUGGUGUUCGCGCCAAUAACAUCACAUUUGCCAGUGUUCUUGGGUCGUGUGCUGAUGUUUAUGAGCUUUCUCUGUCACAACAGGUUCACGGGCUUGUUGUGAAAUUUGGUUUUUCGAGCAAUGUGAUAAUUGGGAGUGCUCUUGUUGAUGUUUAUGCUAAAUGUGGGAUUAUGGUUUAUGCUCGCAGGAUGUUUCAUGAAAUUCCUCGUCCAAAUGCUGUUACUUGGAAUGUUAUUGUAAGACGGUAUCUUGAUGUUGGUGAUGCAAAGGAAGCUGUUUUGUUGUUCACGCGCAUGUUUUCUGAUGGAGUUAAGCCGUUGAAUUUCACAUUCUCUAAUGCUCUUGUUGCUUGUUCUAGUAUGCAUGCACUUGAGGAAGGGAUGCAAAUUCAUGGGGGGGUUGUGAAAUGGGGACUUCAUGAGGAUACUGUUGUUUCGAGCUCGCUAAUCAAUAUGUAUGUCAAGUGUGGUGAAUUGGAGAAUGGUUUUCGGGUUUUUCAUCAGCUUGGUUCGAAAGAUUUAGUGUGUUGGACUUGCAUUGUGUCAGGGUAUGCAAUGAGUGGGAAAACUUGGGACGCAAGAAAGCUUUUUGAUCAGAUGCCUGUACGAAAUGUGAUAUCGUGGAAUGCUAUGUUGGCUGGAUAUACCCGAUUCUUUAAAUGGUCUGAGGCAUUAGAUUUUGUUUGUUUGAUGCUUGACACUGUAAAGGACUUGGACCAUGUCACUCUUGGUUUGAUGAUAAAUGUGUCUGCUGGCCUUUUGGAUCAUGAAAUGGGGAAACAGCUUCAUGGAUUUGUCUAUCGACAUGGUUUCCACUCAAACCUUAUGGUUGGCAAUGCCAUUCUUGACAUGUAUGGUAAAUGUGGGAACUUGAACAGUGCCCGAGUUUGGUUUAACCUGAUGAGUAAUUGGCGUGACAGGGUUUCUUGGAAUGCUUUAUUGGCCAGUUGUGGCCUUCAUCAUUCAAGCGAACAAACACUGACAAUGUUUUCAGAGAUGCAAUGGGAGGCAAAACCAAGCAAGUAUACUUUUGGAACCCUUUUGGCAGCAUGUGCAAAUACUUAUUCGCUACACCUCGGCAAGCAAAUUCAUGGAUUUAUCAUUAGACAUGAAUUUCAGAUAGAUAGUGUAAUCAGGACUGCUUUGAUUUACAUGUACUGUAAAUGCUACUGUCUUGAGUAUGCUGUUGAGAUUCUGAAAGGGGCGGUUUCUAGGGACGUGAUAAUGUGGAAUACCUUAAUUUUGGGAUGUUGUCACAAUCAUAGGGGAAGAGAUGCACUUGAACUUUUUGGGAUAAUGGAAGCAGAAGGCAUCAAGCCAGACCGUGUGACCUUUGAGGGCAUUCUUCUUGCUUGUGUUGAAGAAGGCCUUGUUGAGUUUGGCACUCAAUGCUUCGAGUCUAUGAGCAAUGAAUACGGUGUCCUGCCUUGGUUGGAGCAUUAUGGCUGCAUGAUUGAACUCUAUAGUCGGCAUGGAUACAUGGAUGAGCUCGAGAGUUUUAUGAAAACAAUGACAAUAGAGCCUACUCUUCCCAUGUUGGAACGAGCCCUUGAUGCUUGUCAGAAAAAUGACUCCCCAAUACUGGGAAAAUGGAUUGCAAAAAAAAUUCAUGAAUUUGAACAUUGAUUGAAUUCAACUUGCAGAAUGCGUGCAUCAUAGCAGAGAGUUUAUCUAUGUCUUGGCAUAAGGGUCAUAAGUCAGACAGCAAGUAUAAGAGAAUCUUUUAGAAAUAUAUCAUAUUUAUCACAAACCAAACCCUGUGUUGAUAUACCAUAAACUGAUAGAAAUUACAUUACGUCAUUAGGAUUAGGCAUGUUGAUAUUCGAUAAACUAAUAUGGGUACACACUUAAAUGACAAAAUGAUAACUAAGGUAGUGAACUCCUUCAAUUUGUAAUAGCUGAUUUCACGGAGGGUUAUUAAGACAUAAUUUGAUCAUAGUUCAAAGUAUAUAGCUAAAUUUCAUAACCAUAUUAGCUGUUCCUUCGUUUA